Molecule: messenger RNA, 6177 nt
Organism: Oenanthe melanoleuca
Lineage: Eukaryota; Metazoa; Chordata; Aves; Passeriformes; Muscicapidae
Gene: PECAM1
Product: platelet and endothelial cell adhesion molecule 1
Exons: 14
Coding region: 329-2422 (697 amino acids)
Biological process (GO): cell surface receptor signaling pathway
Molecular function (GO): transmembrane signaling receptor activity
Source: RefSeq, a predicted model, not a curated record
ACCUUAAGAAAUUAAACAAAGCAAAUGCAUUUGGUAGCGCCCUCAGGAAAAGUCCAGUCACUUCCUGACCAGUAAUCUGCCUGGGAGCAGCAGAUACAUUCUCAUUGUUUGCCAUUUCCAGUUUCCAGUAAUGGGAACGAUUACUUGAUCCAGCCAGUUUCUGCAGAAGAUCUGGGAAAACAUACAAAUUUUAAUGGCAAAUUUUUAUCGGUUUUCAUAAAACAGCAAGGGAAAAAAGCAUAACGUGGUUUUGGUACACGGAGGCAUCACCUCUGAUAAUGAAUAUUGUUUUAUUUUGGAACUAAAGUGUCUGUUCUUCAGCAACGAGAUGUAUCUUGCUCUUCUGGUGGUUUUCUUGCAGUGUUCAGAACUUUACGCUCAGAGAAAAGUUUUUACUUUCAACAAAGUUGAAAUCAGGGUUCAGCCGUCUCUCAAAGUGAAGAAUGGAGCUCCAAUGUCAAUCAUCUGCCAUGCUGAUAUUAGCAAAAGUACUGAUUUCCAGCUGAAGCAUAAUUUUACAAUUUUUAAGGAUGGGAAGCUUGUGUUUAUGACUGUAUCAGACAAAGAAGAUGCUCGGUAUGAAAUACCUGUGGCCAAAUCUGCAGAUACAGGAGACUAUGAAUGUACUGUGCAAGCAGAUGGAAAGAAGGGUUUCAGUAACUCCAUCUAUGUUUGGGUAGCAGGAAUGACCAAGCCAAUCCUAACUGCUGACAAAAAAGAGGUUUCAGAGGGUGAAGUUGUGAAAUUACGUUGUGAGCUGCCAGAAGAAGUACCUCCUCUAGAGUUCUUUUUCCGGAAGAUAAAGACAAAUUCAGCACCUAAAGAAAAGCGUGUACCUGAACAAAAUCAAAAUUUUUCUCAAGUAGAAUUUCCUGUUGAAGAGGGAGAUAAUAUUUUACAAUUUGAUUGCUUUGGCAAGAGACAAGUAAAAUCUGGAUGGGAAAGUUCACAAUACAGCAACAGUACACUUGUUACAGUCAAGGAACCAUUUAUAAAGCCCACUCUGAUCACCAGGCCUUCCUCCAGUAACGUUACAGAAGGAGACAAAAUAGAAUUUGAGUGCUCAACUGAGGUAGCUCAAAUGCGUGGCAUUGAAAUAAUCUUCCAGAAAAACAGGACAAUAUUGAACAGUGUACGAGAUGAGAAAUCUUUGAAAUACUCUACAAUAGCUACUCAAGAGGACAGUGGUGAAUACCUGUGUAAGGUGGAGCAAGGAGCAGUGUCUAAAACCACCAAACUGAAUGUCUUUGUGUCAGAAUUAUUCCCCAAGCCAACGCUGUCUGCUUCUAUGACUAAGUUGGAUGAAAAUAAAGAUUUAAUUUUGAGUUGCAGCAUCAAUGGUUUUCGGAGAGCCAACUUCUCUAUAGUACGGAAAAGUUCCACUGGAGACAUCCUGUUGAAGAAUUCUAGAGUCUUAGCAAUUAAAGUUAAUGUGAAUGAUACUGGAUCUUACACCUGCAAAGCUGAAGUAAAAGGCAUAGUCAAGGAGAGCAAACGUGUAAGGAUAAAUGUUUAUGCUCCAGUCUCCAAGCCAACUCUUUCAGUUGUCAGUGGUUCACCAGAGGUGGUAUUAGGGAAGCCUCUACAAUUAAUCUGUCAUUCAGCAAUGGGAACACCACCAAUAACAUUCACAUUCUACAAAGGGGAUGAAAUUAAGAAAAAUGUAACUAAUGAUACAUAUGCUACGUUCUUGGAUGAAGAUAUUGGACUAAAUGACAAUGGAGGAUAUAAAUGUGAUGCUAGAAACAAUCACUCCAGUGGUGUGAAAACUAGCAAUAUUCUAAAUGUCACAGUGAUAGUACCAAUCAGGGAUGCCAGUUUGGGCAGUGUUCCGUAUGGAGAAGUAGAAGUUGGCAGUGAUACUGCUUUCCUCUGCUCUGUGAAAGAAGGAUCUUGGCCAAUUGACUUCAAGUUUUUUAAAAAAACUGAUCAUGAAGUUCUUCUGCAUGAAGUAAGGGAGUAUUCAGACAGAACCAUAUGGCACAAGAAAACAAUGAAGAGGAAGGACACAGGCACCUAUUAUUGUAUGGCUUCGAACCGAGCCAGCAUGGACGUGAGGAGCCGUCCAAUAACCAUCAGUGUCAUCUUAGCAGCUUGGCAGAAAGGAGUCAUUGCUGCUUUUGUCCUAACAGCCAUGGCAGGAGCAGGAGCCAUCGCUUUAUGGUGGUUUUUGCGUAAGAAGAAAAAGGCUAAAGGACCAUCCAUGGAGAUGUCUGGUUCUGCCUUGGCUCCAAACUUGACAAAUGAAAAACUAACAAGACAGCCCAGUGAUGGAAAUUACUAUUCAGGAUCAGAUUACAUUGAAGAUAAUGAAAACCACAUGAAAUCAACUGACGAGAGUAAAGGACCUGACCUUGAGAGUGCUGAGGUGGAUUACACUGAAGUUGAAGUCUCCUCGCUUGAUCCUCACAGAGUAACCUGACCUCAGAGCGUGGGGCUGAGGUACAUGUCUGCAACCUUGAAGGAGAAAUGCCCAUGGAAAUUUAUUAUCCACCCAAAUGCCCACUUCAAUCAUUCUGUGUCAUCUGGAGAACUCCAGUGCCAUUGUGGCCUUGUGUUGAAAGCUGUAAAACCUUUCAGAAAUUUGCAAAAAGCUCCAAGUAGCUGAGACUGAAUAAACACUGCAAGAGAAGUUUAUGCUCUGCUCUUGCUUCUUUUCUUCAGCUGAAUGAGAAGCAGAAUGAGGAAGAAAUGGAUAAAUUUCCUUCUUCCUGGUAAGAAGGACUAGUCACUUAUUUCAGAGACCAAAGACAUGAUUGUUUAGCUGAUAGCACAGAUGUUUGGGCAAGAGUGUUCACUCUUCAGGCUUGGCAGCCAACCCCUCCCGGAACAGCUAGUCCUGCUGUCCUUUCUGUUUUCACUUCCUGCUAUCAUUCACCACAGAGUCUUCCCUGUGUUUUAGUUUACCCACCUCUGCUAAAUUCUGCACUGAAGAACUAGAAUUGUUAUCUUCUUCAGAAUAGGGCUAAUAAUUGUUCCAACUGUUUCUGAGCGUGCACUACAAUUCUACAGUUGUAGAAUCUACACCAUUCUACACAAUGGUGUAGAAUAGUAAGAUGUGAUAGUGCAUUAUUUAAAUUAAAAGCCCUAUUAAUUCAAGAUCAACAUCUACAAAAACAACAUUUUCCAUUAUAUAUCCAUUCUUGAUAUAUAACACUAUUCCUGUAUAUCAGACUAAGCAAUAUGACAGUAUCUAUGCCUUGAACCCCAUUAAAUCACAGAAUAAUGUUUACUCUGGUGUGUAAAUGAGAUCAGAUUAUUUUAAUUAAGUGCUGCCUCAUGCUACAGACCUGUGCAUGGCACUCAGAGCACUGAUAGAUUCUGUAAGACUGAUCUGUGCUUGAGUAUUCCGAGACAGGAGCAGUUCCCUGAUCCAUUUCCUUUGCUGCCCCAGGACACAGUGGAGUGCUUUAGCUAUGGAAAUGAAACUGCACUGAAAGUAUUUAAUAUGCUGCUCUCUGAGGAUGCUGCUUAAAUAGAAGGAGCUGUAUGAAACCAAGUAAUUUCUUGAGCUUUGCACUGCCUAUCACAAUGAAAACAGGAUGAGAUUUAUUCUUGGGAAAAAAGAAGCAAAGCCAAGUUUCUUAAUAUUCCCUUGUAAUAAUCAUGUACACCCACAGAGACAAUUUGGCCACAGGACUGCUACUGAUAUUUCUGCUAUGUUGGUGUUAUUGUAAGAUUUUGUUUCCAGUCAUAAUAUUCUUUCAUGUCUGUGUGUGAGUAUGACCAGCCCUUCCUAGGGAACAGAACUUUCAGAUUAUCACCUUGCUCCAAAUUCCUUUUACACCUCUUUUGAUUCCUCCUGUUUUCUGAAUGAAGACAAAGCAAAUCACAUUUAUUUUUUUUCUCUGGGCGCACAUUGCUCAUCCAGCAGCUUACACACAGAGUCUGAUUCUUUCUGUCUUUUGAGGAACUGCAGAUUUCUUUGAUCUUUUCGGCCUAACCUCAAUUUAAUUUAUCUUUCCAAUCAUUUGUUCCUUCUGCCACUGUUGUCAAUGUCAAUACUAAUGUUAGCAGGAGAAUCAUAUUCUGUGUGCUGUGAAAGGCCACUGCAAUAAAUGCUGCAGUAUCUAAGCUGUAACAGUUGCCUUAAUGUCACUUCUGGGAAUUAGAAUUGAUUGAAUGUCACUUCAAAACAAGUUGAAAUUAUUGUAGAAGGAUGUACACUUUGUCUUUAUCAGUAAAGAAUUACCUACAUUUGAAAACACUGUUUUACCCUGUUUUUCAAGUCAUGUCUGAGCUAUCUGAUAAUUUCUGGAAUACUUCUUUCUGGAAUUGUUAAAUUCAAUACUUACCAAGUUUGUAUGCUUGACACAAAUAUAGUGCUUGUCUUUUCUAAAGCUUAGUUGGGAAAAAAGUGUGAUUUAGACACGUUAUUGUGAAUCUGAGCAAAACCAAAAGCAAGGGCUAAAGUCAGAUCAGGAAAUAUCCCUAAAGUGACAAGGCAGAAAUUACUAAGCAUGGCUCAGUAAGAGUGUUCUCCUUAUUUUACUUUUAUAUCUUGUUAGUUAUUUGCAGGGUGACUGAUAAAAUUAUAAAAUUAGUGGGAACAAAAUGUCAAAUCAUCCAAGUAACUUCUCCUGGCACAUUUUUUCAGUGCUAUGAUGACUUUUGUAAGAUUGACAAAAGAAAUAACAUGGGCAGUGGUAUUAUAUCACAAUAUAAUGAAAUGGGUAUAAUAAAAAAAAAAAAAAAGCAAACUAAAGAAAAUGCCUGCAAUCAAGUAUUUGCACAGAGUCAAUAGGAGUAGGUUUAGGACCUAAAAAAGAGCUAAAAAGGGCUAAAAAGGAGUCCUUAACAAAAUGAGCUACCUUUAAUUAAAAUUCCAAGAAGAUUAAUUCUUACUUCACUGGAAACUGAAUUGAUCAUUUAAGAAGUAGUCUGUAAGCAUUUGAAAUACACCUUGAGGUCUUCAAAUUAUUUUGCAAAGAAAGUUCAUGCCAAACCUGCAACUUUGAAAACUGUGAUUAGACACUUGAGGAAGUGUAGAUGCUAUUGUUUAAAUUAUUAGGAGUUUUGCAACUCCAUUCUGAUGUAUUAGCUCACAGCAUUUAAAGGAUGCUGAACAGAAUUUUAAAAAAAGUUAAUGAAAUUAUCUUUGGGAAUUCAGAAUGUGGUGCCAGAGACACUUGGGUUCUUCAGGGCAAUGCAAAACAGUAACAGUCCUGACUCUGAGUCUGCAAAUCAUUAUGUCUGAAUUCUUUAAAUGUUGGGGGUUUUUAAUAGCUAAAGCACAGGAUUCUGUAUCCAGAAAUAUUAAUUUCUUUACUCUUUUUUUUUUUUGCCAAGAGGAAACAACAAUUUUUUUUUAAAAUUUAACUAGAAAAAUUUAACUUCUUGGUUUGUUGAAGGUCCACAGAAAUUGGAGGUGAUACUGGUAGAAUUCUGAGGUUUUCCAGGAGGCUCAGUUUAACUGAAAUGAAUGAGUGUUUCUGAAGUGCUUUGAGAUCCAUGAGCAGCAAACUUCUGGAUCCUGCCAUCACAAACCUUUACAGCAAGUGAAGAAAGUUGUUUUAAAUGCACAGUUCUGGAGCACCUUGACUGCCCAGGGAUUUCUAAACUACAGCCAUACAAUAAACCUAGGAGAUUGUUCUAAUCUCCUACUAGCCAGAAGUUUAUGCUGACCACAGAGAAAAUGAUUCUUGCUAUUUUCAAGCCUUUAGACAAGGCUCUGUCCAAAAGGAGACCUUUUCCAGAUAGCAAUAAAUGGAAGCUGUGCAGUGUGAAAUCAGCAAAUAUUCUUCUGAGACAUUUCCCAAACUACAGCAAUUUAAUUUUUUUUUGUGCCCUUAAGAUUUAAUCAGGCUAGUUGCCAAAACUGUUUGUAGUCUCCCAAGUAAUAGAUCUCCUCAGGGCUAGGAUCCCUAAAUCCUUAGAACAGAUUGAAGAAGCUCUUCAAAGUGGUCCAGAGAAACUGUUCUCUAGUGGUAGAUGUCUCUGUGAAAUUAAAGCAGCAUUGGUUCAAGUUCAGAAGAUUAUUAGAAUGUUGAAGUCAAAUUUAGAAAGGGAAGCAGAUUUUCAUCAUCAUUUUUAUAUAGAGGGAGACAUCCUUCUCUCAGACCCUUCCAGGCUGGGUUUGGGGAGGGGGUUGUAUUUGCUUUUUCACAGACCUACAUAGGCUCAUUGCUGCUUCUGAAAGUAAAAAAGUGUGUUCUCUUUGUUUAAGGAGCUUUUCAU